GUGAAUGCAGUUCAGUUCUGUCAGGUUUUCGCAGAUUAGGCAAAAUGGCUGUAGUGUACGCAGGUUUUGUGUUGAUGUUCUUCAAUUAAUUUAAGUUUAAAAGUGUUGUGAUGUAUGAUCGCGUCCCAAUUUAGUGAAAAAAUACGUUUUUAGUGAUUUGAGUAAACUUGAACAACAAUCAUUUGGUUGGACUUUGUUAUAGUUACUUUAUAAAUAAGGAUGAACCGGCUGCUGGAUACCCUGUGCUGACCUCUUGGUUUCGGCCGCCGCCGACACCGCCAUGGGCAAUAAUUGCUGCUGUUGCGGCAGCCGACGCUCGCAGCCCGACAGACUUGUCUAUCCGGGCGGAAUCAAAACGGCACACGGACUGGACGGUGGUCCACCUCGACUGACAAUCAACAAUCCCUACACACCGGACCCUCAGCGGAGUCAUGUCGAUAUAAUAAGGAGUCGGCCGACCCCCACACGGCCCCCUCUUUCCGUAAAGGGCCGCGUGGUCGUGGCCCUUUACAACUACGAGGCCCGCGACAGCAGCGAUGUCUCGUUUAAGAAAGGCGAUCGCAUGGAAGUCAUCGAUGACUCCGAAGGCGAUUGGCUAAAUGUGAUACAUCUCAUAACCAAAGUCCAGGGCUACAUCCCUGGAAAUUUUGUAGCGGCCGAAUUGAGCGUCGAAAGCGAAGACUGGUUUUUUGAAAACGUAUCGCGAAAGGAAGCCGAGAAGCUUCUCCUCGCCGAGGAAAAUCCAAGAGGAACUUUCCUAGUCCGUCCUUCCGAGCAUAAUCCCAACGGGUAUUCGCUCUCAGUCAAAGACUGGGAGGAGAUCAGGGAAUACCACGUCAAACACUACAAAAUCAAGCCGCUUGAUAACGGCGGAUUCUACAUUUCCACCAACAAAACAUUCCUCACUUUAGUCGAAUUAGUCAAUGCUUACACCAAAAACGCUUAUGGCCUUUGCCACGUCUUGUCGAAGCCGUGCCCCAAGCCCCAGCCCACGAUGUGGGACCUGGGGCCCACCUACCGCGACAAAUGGGAAAUCCCACGCGAGGAAAUCCAACUCAUCCAGCGCCUAGGCCGCGGCAACUUCGGCGAAGUGUGGUACGGCAAAUGGAAAAACAACAUCGAAGUCGCCGUUAAAAUGCUCCGCGAGGGCACAAUGUCCACACAAGCCUUUUUACAAGAAGCGGCCAUCAUGAAGAAGUUCCGCCACAAGCGCUUGGUCACCCUCUUCGGCGUGUGCAGCGAACACGAACCCAUCUACAUCGUCCAGGAGUACAUGUCCAAGGGCAGCCUCCUCGACUUCCUGCGAAAGGACGAAGGCAAGGAGCUGGAGUUCGAGGACCUGGUGUACAUAGCGUUCCAAGUGGCCAGCGGGAUGGAGUAUCUCGAGUCCAAACAAUUGAUCCAUCGGGAUUUAGCCGCGCGUAAUGUUUUAAUCGGCGAAAAUAACAUUGCGAAAAUCUGCGAUUUCGGGCUUGCGAGGGUGAUUGAAGACAAUGAGUAUUGCCCCAAGCAGGGCUCGAGGUUCCCCGUCAAGUGGACGGCCCCCGAGGCCAUCGUCUACGGGAAGUUCUCCAUAAAGUCGGACGUCUGGUCUUACGGCAUCUUCCUGAUGGAGCUCUUCACCUACGGACAGGUCCCGUACCCGGGGAUGCACGGGCGCGAGGUCAUAGACAUGGUCGAGAAGGGCUACAGGAUGGGCAAACCCACCUCGCACGUGCUCCCCGACGAGAUCUACUCGAUAAUGCUGCAGUGCUGGGACGCGAAGCCCGAAAACAGGCCCACCUUUGAGUUUCUGACCCACUACUUUGAAGGGUUCAACGUGACGUCAGAGGUGCCCUAUCGGGAGGUGCCCGAUUAGUGGGGUACCACCAAUACGUAUAAACACUAGAUCUCAGUUGUGUUUGGUUUUCCACUCGCCCGUUUGCUUGCCGCACAUUCUUCAAAAUUUCUAAGACUGGUUUGAGUUAGUGUCCGAAGCCACGUACGAUAUCACGCAGUACAAAAAGGCAAAAUUCAAGUGACCUAUUCGAGAAUUUAACUUUUAUACGACUUUUUGUACGUCUUUUUACUCAAAAUAUUGGACGUGGACCAAUACUUGCUUCCCUUCCUUCUUCAGUGUAUUAUUGUAUGUGUGGUUGUCUUCAGUUCGAGUAAUAUCGCGUGUGGUGGACACGGAGCUCUCUAUUUUUGACGGAGGCCACACGUGGUAUUGGCUUUUUGAUUUUUGGUUUUGUGCAAUAAACAAUGUACAAAAUUCAUUCUAAAUUAUUGAGAAACUUAUUUUUAGAGUUAUAUAAGUGUUAAUCACGUCUUAAAUGUAUUGCUUUUAUUUUUGUUUUAAGUAUAUUUUUAUUUUAUGAGGAAACAUAGUCAUGAUAGUGAUCGUGAGUGUAUUAGUAUAAUUAUUUAUGUUUGAGAUGGUUAUACAGUCAGAUUUGAUCCAGUCAAGUUUUUAUCUGUUCUUAAGAAAAGCCAUAUGUUAUUGAUUUUUAUAUAGGAACAAUCAUAUUAAAUUUUGUACAUAUACAGUAUGAAUAAAACAUUGUGCUACUCAG
Messenger RNA from Tribolium castaneum (red flour beetle), 2555 nucleotides. RefSeq names its product Src oncogene at 64B (gene Src64B). Gene Ontology annotation, molecular function: non-membrane spanning protein tyrosine kinase activity; ATP binding; signaling receptor binding. The record is from RefSeq and is a predicted model, not a curated record. The coding region runs from base 281 to 1858 and encodes 525 amino acids. Gene Ontology annotation, biological process: protein phosphorylation; cell surface receptor protein tyrosine kinase signaling pathway; innate immune response. The transcript has 5 exons. Lineage: Eukaryota; Metazoa; Arthropoda; Insecta; Coleoptera; Tenebrionidae. Gene Ontology annotation, cellular component: extrinsic component of cytoplasmic side of plasma membrane.